This is a messenger RNA of Carassius auratus (goldfish), 501 nucleotides long. RefSeq names its product oleosin-B4-like. The record is from RefSeq and is a predicted model, not a curated record. The transcript is spliced from 6 exons. Lineage: Eukaryota; Metazoa; Chordata; Actinopteri; Cypriniformes; Cyprinidae. Bases 129 to 389 code for a protein of 86 amino acids.
AGCAGGUAUAUGUGUCACCUGAGGGCGGAUCUAAAGUAUAAAUACAAGCAAGAAAACGGCAUUUCCACACUGGAGAGCAAGACGAGACAAGAGUGUUACGGACGUGUUGAAUAUCUGAAAAUCUCAACAUGAGUGAUCCAAAACCAAAAAAGGAGGGCGUAGAUUCUGGUUCUGGCUCCGAGAGCUCAGGAGAUGAAGGUGGAAAGAAGCACGGAAAGGGCAAAGGGAAAGGGAAAGGACAAGGUCAUGGACAUGGACACGGUAAAGGAGGUGAACACGGGAAAGGAGGUGAACACGGGAAAGGAGGUGAACACGGGAAAGGAGGUGAACACGGGAAAGGAGGUGAACACGGGAAAAAAGGAUCUGACCAACAAAAAGGAAAAAAGUAAUGAGCUCAUAGCCCGAGGCCUGGGAAGUCCAUUUAUGUCCGCAUGACUUACACAACAAAACUUGUUUCAACUCCAUUUUGCAUAAAAAAAUAAAAAAUAAAAUUAAAACACC